AUGACUAUGAAUGUGACUUUAUUUUUAAUAUUGAGUCUCGUCCCUUGUGUUUUGGCUGAUGGUUGGGAGGAUUUUACGAAUAAUCUUGCGACGGAUUUGGCCCCCUUGAUUACCUUGUUCGGCGAACGUCUUACGAAACAAUUUCUCUCCGAGUCAACAAGUCUAGUUGACAAUUUCAUCUUCGCUCUUUCACCACUAGGAGUGUUGACAGCAGUAGUAUCUGUGAUCCGCAUCUGUGGCAGUUCUUCUCUUCGAGCAUUUGUCGGUCGAGCCCAGGAGGGACCUGCUGAAGCCGAGGGCGAGCUGUUACCAUGUGUUUCGGAGUCCACAGCUGAACUCUUCAAUGAUGGCGGAAUCUCCAGGGUAUUUGGCCGGCCCCGUAUCGUGGAGAUCGUUGCAUGGGAGAAUGAAGAUAAAAACACAGGAGAGAAGUCAAUAGAGAUUGGAACUCUGCGUGAUGCGCUCGCGACAGGAGCCUGGUCAUGCAAGGGCUCCGGGGUCGAUCUGGUCGACAUCAAAGAUCCUAAUUAUAUGCCAGAGAUGGAUAUUCCGAAUCUGUCCUUGAACAAAGGGAUUAAACAAAAAGAUACGUUUUGGUUUUAUGCCGCUGCUGUAUUGGGUGCUAUCCUUCAGAUAGGAGCUCUAUUAUACGCAGCCCUGACUGUGUUUGUGUUUCCGAAGUCGUUUACGGUUAAUGGAGGUCCUGUCGACAGUUAUGCAUUUCCAUUUUACCUCACUGGAACAACGCUGCUCUUCAUGGGAAUGUUCUACUGUGCCGUCAUUAUUGAGCGAUCAUCCAAAGAACACUAUUUCAAGCCAGCGAAGCCUAGCAAACUAUAUUGGCUACAACCAGGUGAUCAGGAUGUCGGAGAUCAAGUGUUUAACUUAUUCCUUGCAGUCAAAGAAGGGUCAGACGGUUCCAUGACAAAAAAGCUGCGCUACAUCAAAUCGAGAAGAGUCAUGAAAUAUGACAAGAGAUACGUCGAAGUCUAUACAACGCUACUUAUGACCCUGUUGGGGUUCAUUUUCCAGUUCAUCGGUGAGAGAGGUCUCCAUUCAUCUGUGAUCUUAGCCCAACUGGGCUCAACCUUCGCCAUGUCAGUUCUCCGAACAAUUCUUCGAACCGAACGAAUGAGCCAAGAGGAAAACAUGUUACGAGAUGAGAGAGAGCUCGUAGCACGAAAGCAACAAGAGCUGGACUCCUUCGCUUUCUACCUUGAGCAAGUCCAGUCAUUCAACCUUAUCACUUCAUUGCCUGAUAAUGUCCCUCCGAAUGAAAUAUCUGACAAAAGUCUGGCAAAACAUGUCAUUAAGACUAGGGCGCGACUCGCUGAUCUCACCAAGGGUGAAAACAGCCGUGGCUGGGAUAGCCUUCCAAUCCGCAAGGUGGCGCAGAAUCUCGCCAAGACAAUUGAGACCACGAUGGAUCUGAUGUCUAGUUGGGGUUUCAAAUUUGAUAAAGAGUUUGAGUUCCCGCUUUACUUUGAAUGCAAAUCUUCUUCAUCAACGUCAGCCUCUACCAUAUUCGGGGCCCAUUCCAUUAGACUUCGGAGGCUCGGAGAUGCUCUCAGGUGGAGAGUGGUAGAUGCCGAUGGCCUUGCAACGACAAGCGAGUUAGAGGCUAUUAUCGGUCUCUGGACAUGGUCAUUAUGCAAAUCAGAUGACGAAUGGCACAAACCGUUUAGUCGUAUGGUCGGUCUCAGUGAGCCAGAAGCCGAAUCGCCAGGGGCGUACCUUUAUUUCCAUAAAUGGAUCUUUCGACAGACCGAAGCCACAUUAGUUACAAGAAAAAUGGUCGAUAUCCCAAGACGCUUAUUUGGCCAUGACUCCAAAACUUAUCCCAACGAGAGAGAUAUUCUUGUUAUGAAGACCAGUAGUGAGUUGGAGGUCAUGGCUGCCCAAGAUGUGUAUAUCCGAUUUCUGGCAGCUAUUUUCUCCAAAGUGGAGGAGCUGGGUGGUGAGGUUCAUAUGGUAGCUGGCCUACAAAAUACUUGGAUAGCGCAACACACUCGAGUGGACGACUUGGCACAUUGUUUUGAAGACAAAAAAUUGGGGUCAAGAGAAGAUGCACUGCUUUGCAUAGUGCCUUCUCUGAAGCGUGCUGAGAUUUUACCAAGGCUGACAGGAGAUUGCUCCAAUGUGAGAAAACAAAUUGAGAAAAUGAUUCAGGGAGAUGAUUGGGAUUCUGCAUUCUCGCUCCUCAUUUGGAUUUGCCAGCGGUCAGAAGGUGAUGAAUUCGAAUUAUCGAUGUUGAGUAUUGGAUACCUUUGCCGACGUGCGAUGUUCCAUAAUAGCAAAACCAUCCGCGAAGAAGGAAUAAAGCAUGCCAGAACCCUACUACAGGCAGACCUGAGGAUUCCCUUUUUCCAGGACAGAAACUACCUUGACUUUUCAAACUGGGUCAUGGAAACAUAUCAAGCCGACCUGUGGAAUAAGGUCGUCCUUGAAUUUGGCUGGAUGUGCUGGCACAUAUCAGCUAGUUCACCAGGUAUGCAAUCAAUGCAGCGGAUACUUGCAACCCUCAGUAUAUCGGGAGAGUUAGAGCCAGACCCAAGCUCAACCCUUAAUGAACAAGAGACCGAGCUUGGACUUCGGAUGAUGAAGGCUCAUCUCACGGUGAAGGUGCCAAACUACUCAGAUGAACUCCUUGAACAUGAUUUUGUACACCUAUGUGAACUGGCUCUUGGUACAGGAAAAGAGGAACUGACCUACUGGAUGAUGGUACGACUAGUUGAGCUAGGCAAGGAGAAUUCCGAAUACCUUGUCAAUGCGUGGACCCUAGCUGGCAAAACUUCGGUGGAAGGGAUCCCUGAGAUUCUGCAGUUUCAUGAGGCAGACAUUGAUUCUACAAAUGAAGAAGGCCGUUCGGCUCUCAUUAACCAUAUUAUAAAUCCCGACUUGGAGGCUAUAAAAAAGCUGCUCGAAUAUGGGGCUAGUCCAGAUGGAAUUGAAGAGGCUUCUCGAAUGCGACCACUUCUCAUUGCGGCGGUUCAGGGUCGUAAUGAUAUCCUGGAACUGCUGCUCAGGUGUGGUGCAAACGUUGAAGUUGCGGAUCACCAAAUGGGACUUUCGGCCUUGCACCAUGCCUGUUCUAGUGAUAAUCUGGAAGCGACUAGGAUGCUUUUAGCUUACGGUGCGGAUGUCCAUACUUCCGGCCCACAAAGGAUGACACCAUUACACUUCGCGAUAAGAAACAAAAACCUUGAAAUGAUCAACUUGCUUCUGGAGCAUGGAGCAAACAUUCAUGACCAGGAUGGCCGUGGCGAUACUGCUUUUAUGACCGCCGUGAGAGUAGAAUCUGUUGAUGUUAUGCGUCUAUUGGUGAAGUGGGGAGCUGUUAUUACUACCAGGAACUUCUCGAAUUUGGAUGCAUUGGAUACGGCGAGAAUUGAUGGCUUCACUGAAGGUAUACAAAUGCUGGAAGCCCUGUUAGGUCUCGCGGCGGAUGCCAAUUAA
Penicillium malachiteum is the source of this 3456-nucleotide messenger RNA. RefSeq names its product ankyrin repeat domain-containing protein. Bases 1 to 3456 code for a protein of 1151 amino acids. Gene Ontology annotation, cellular component: nucleus; cytoplasm. The transcript has 3 exons. Gene Ontology annotation, molecular function: protein binding. The record is from RefSeq and is a predicted model, not a curated record. Lineage: Eukaryota; Fungi; Ascomycota; Eurotiomycetes; Eurotiales; Aspergillaceae.